CUUCUUCUAUUAAAGAGUCGUCGCCGAGAGUUGUUCCUGAGCCUCGAUCCAAAGUCCCAAAAGCGCAUGCGUCCAAUCGAUCCGUCCUCCGAUCGACGGCUGGUCCGUUCUCUCCGGACUCCAGCCCUGCUCUCACAAGAUUCACCGGCUCCCCUGCGCGUCUCCUCUGCCCUCGACGAGUCACGAGCAUUGAUUCAAGUAAUCGAUCGCUCGUUCGUUCCUAGGAGCUACGAGCUGACAGGAAUCAAGAUUCAAGAGACAAUAAAACGACACCCGUAAAGUCAGACUCGGGUUGCGCUCGAGGAUCCGUGGUGGGGUCGAUUCGAUUCCGUCGCAGAAUCGAGUUUUACCUUGCGAUCUACUCUUCGAGGUGGGGAGUGAAUUGAGGUGCGGCGCAGCUCAGCGCAGAGGAGCGCGCGGAGCGUGGCCUCGCUCGGAUCAGGGACGCGAUUGCGCGAUUGGAUGUUUAGAGUCCUCUCGAGCGAUGGACGGAUAAUUUUGAGGUCUUAGAAAUUGCCCGUUUGGGAAAUCUUCGAGGAUGCGAGUCGGGACGAGGCAACAGGACCCGAGACGAGGGGGAGCUGCUUGCGGAUGCUGUGACAGAACUUCUGAAUUGUAUGGGAGUUGUUGGUUCUGCGGCGGACAGUGAGCCAGUGGGGAUUCAGUAAGGUUGUCUAGACCUGGAUACUUCAGAGAGUCGGCCUGCAUUUUGUUGAAGAAGUAGAAGUAGAAGUAGAAGAAGAAGAGGCGGGGAAGGCGAGGGGCAAACCAUGGACUCCCUGGUGUCACUGUCGUCCACCGCGCAGCAUUUAGCGGUACUCCAGUCGCACCAUUCUGUUCAGGGGAGGUCUUUAUCACAUAAUCAACUCCAGCAGCAGCAGAGGAUUUCAACAUCAUUUUCUGGUCUCCGUGUUUCCAAGAGUAGCAAAUCUGUCGACAAGCAGCAAUGUCUGAAGAAAGGUCCGUCUUCUGGGCAUCUACCUGUGACAGUUGUAGCUUCUGCAGCAGACGGCACCAGCUCUUGGACUCCCACCUCUCCGGUCAAGGGCCAGGGGAAGCCCGUUCGGAGUCCACCUGCAUUGGGUGGGGCUGCUGCGAUCACAUCACCAUCGCAGGAGUCAGCCAGCUUGGGCAGUUCUAAGGAACGACUUGAUACGAGCGCUGGUCCUUUCUUGAGAGUGUCUCCGGAGUCGUUGCAGUAUGAGGCAGGUUAUCUGGGAGGAAUUUCGGAGAAAACAGCUCCAGUGGAGGCUUCUGAAGCGGCAGAUGCUAUGUCCUACUUGACUCGUAUCAUAAAUUCAAAGGUUUAUGAUGUGGCAAUUGAAUCACCUCUCGAGCUUGCCCCAAAGCUGAGUGAAAGAGUUGCAAACCGCAUUCUGCUGAAACGUGAAGAUAUGCAACCGGUAUUUUCUUUCAAGCUUCGUGGGGCUUACAAUAUGAUGGCAAAUCUAUCGCGAGAACAGCUGGCAAGAGGUGUUAUCUGCUCAUCAGCUGGCAACCAUGCUCAAGGGGUUGCUUUGGCUGCGCGCCGUUUGAAAUGUGAUGCUGUCAUUGCUAUGCCUGUCACUACACCCGAAAUCAAGUGGAAAUCGGUGAAAAGACUUGGAGCAACAGUUGUGCUAGUUGGGGAUGCCUAUGAUGAAACGCAAGCAUAUGCAAAGCAGCGAGCGUUGGAUGAUGGUCGGGUUUUCGUGCCCCCGUUUGAUCACCCAGACAUCAUUGCAGGUCAAGGAACCGUUGGUCUCGAAAUUGUUCGUCAACACCAAGGUCCUCUGCAUGCAAUCUUUGUUCCAGUGGGAGGUGGUGGACUCAUUGCUGGAAUUGCUGCAUAUAUGAAGCGAGUUCGCCCUGAGGUUCGCAUAAUUGGAGUCGAACCAGCCGAUGCCAAUGCGAUGGCAUUGUCUUUACACCAUGGGCAGCGUGUUGUUCUUGACCAGGUUGGAGGUUUUGCCGAUGGUGUUGCUGUGAAGAUGGUAGGAGAGGAGACAUUCCGCCUGAGUCGAGAAUUGAUGGAUGGUGUAGUCCUGGUGAGCCGAGACUCCAUCUGUGCUGCUAUCAAGGAUAUGUUUGAAGAGACUCGAAGUAUACUAGAGCCAGCAGGGGCCCUGUCAUUGGCUGGAGCCAAGGCUUACUGCAGCUAUUACGGUUUGGAAAAUGAGACCGUGGUUGCUAUUACAAGUGGAGCAAAUAUGAAUUUUGACCGUCUUCGUAUAGUGACCGAGUUGGCGGAUGUAGGAGCUCGGAAGGAAGCUGUUCUCGCAACUUACAUGCCCGAGCAGGCUGGCUCAUUCAAAACGUUCGUUGAUUCUGUCGGACCUGCCAAUAUUACAGAGUUCAAAUACCGAUACAAUGACGAGAACGAGGCACUAGUCCUUUGCAGUGUUGGGGUUACUAGCGAGGCGCAGCUAGAUCGUAUAAAGACUAGGAUGGACGCAGCUGGAUUGAGGACGUUGGAUAUGACCAACAAUGACCUUGCCAAGGACCACUUGCGUCACCUUAUGGGUGGAAGAACGAAGGUGGAAAACGAGGUUCUUUUGAGAUUCGUAUUCCCGGAGAGGCCUGGAACACUAAUGAGAUUUUUAGAAACCUUCAGCCCUCGAUGGAACAUCUCCCUCUUUCACUACAGAGGACAGGGUGAGAUGGGUGCGAAUGUAUUGGUGGGCAUGCAAGUACCCAAGGAGGACGAGGCCGAAUUCAUAGCCUUGGCUGAUACUCUUGGUUAUGCUUACCAAGAUGAGAGGCUAAAUGAAGCGUACGAGCUUAUUAUGCACUAGUUUCAUAGUCAUUUGCACCAGUUGGGGAUGACUUUGUCUUAGUAAACUGCAAAGUGAGCGCAAUAUAUCCCUAUUGCAUUUAGCAAGUUUUGUUAGUGAUGUAGCGCACGGAGUUUGUAAUCAGGAACAAACUCUAAAAGAUUAUGGAAUACCUUCGGUGAGUGGCGGUCAUGUUCGAAGUGUUUUAUGAGGUUACUGAAAAGCAAAAUCCGAAGAGGAUUUCAAUUUGAAUGGGUCGUUGCUGAUUAUCAUGUUCUCCAUUGCUUGAUUGCAAU
This is a messenger RNA of Marchantia polymorpha subsp. ruderalis, 3049 nucleotides long. The record is from the annotation of a GenBank genome assembly. Lineage: Eukaryota; Viridiplantae; Streptophyta; Marchantiopsida; Marchantiales; Marchantiaceae.